Messenger RNA from Hibiscus syriacus, 1056 nucleotides. RefSeq names its product protein NAP1-like. The coding region runs from base 505 to 1056 and encodes 183 amino acids. The record is from RefSeq and is a predicted model, not a curated record. The transcript has 2 exons. Gene Ontology annotation, cellular component: SCAR complex. Gene Ontology annotation, biological process: cell projection assembly; cortical actin cytoskeleton organization; cell morphogenesis. NCBI's taxonomy places the organism in Eukaryota, Viridiplantae, Streptophyta, Magnoliopsida, Malvales, Malvaceae.
CUCCACACACGGUUAAAAUAUCUUCUUCUCCCCGUAGUUGAUUUAAGUUUUGCUUGGAUCUAUUCUGCCAUUUUUUUUAUAAUCUUGUGCAGUAUUUGAGCUUUAAUGGAAGAUUGAAUAAACUUAAAGAGGGGUUGUAAACUGUAAAGUAAAAGAAAGGAUAUUUGAUAGGGUCCGGUUAUAUUCAUAGUUGAAUCAAUUAGACUCUUAGACCAGUUAUCUUCUCCCCCUUCUGUUUUUCCAUUUCCUUCCCCAGAAAACCGUCAAAACUCCACCGACCCAUGCCCUCCACUCCCUUGGGCUCGCCGACGAGCUCUCGGUCAGUAACCCAGACCGUCAAUGGCUCCCACCACUUCACAAUCAAGGGCUAUUCCUUAGGCAAAGGCAUGGGUGGAUCGAUCUCUUAUCGUUCUUACUGUUAAUCGAUAUUUGUAUUUUUUAACGGGAAACUUUACAGUUAUACCGGCACAGGAUAUUUCUGGUGCUGGAAUUCUGUUUACGCCUAUGCACAAAUGCUUCAAAAGCACGAGGCCAGUUGGGGGAUAUUUUGCCGAGUCAGUCACUGAUCUUGGAGAACUGCAGCCAUUUGUCCGUAUUUUUGGCUGUUAUGGGGUUGAUAGACUAGAUAGGAUGAUGAAAGAACACACUGCUGCCCUGUUGAAUUGCAUAGACACAUCAUUACGGUCAAACCGUGAAUUGUUAGAAGCAGUUGCCAGCAGCAUGCAUUCUGGUGACAGAAUAGAAAGGGAGGUUUGUUUGAAGCAAAUUGUGGAUUUGGACACAAUAAUCUGUUUUUGCAUUGAGGCAAGACAGGCCUUGGCUUUUGAUAAACUUUUAGCUGAAGCUUCUGGUGCUGUACUCAAAGUAGGUGCACCUCUAAUUUAUUCAUUUCUUGCCGGAGUGGUUAAGCAUAUACCUGCAGAAAUACCCGAAAAGAGGGAAAUAAGAAGAAUGAGGGGGGUCGCAAACAGUGUUGCUCUUGCCUGCAGAAAUACCCGAAAAGAGGGAAAUAAGAAGAAUGAGGGGGGUCGCAAACAGUGUUGCUCUUGCUGGUGA